This is a messenger RNA of Pediculus humanus corporis (human body louse), 1221 nucleotides long. RefSeq names its product Homeobox protein Hox-A11A, putative. Lineage: Eukaryota; Metazoa; Arthropoda; Insecta; Psocodea; Pediculidae. Gene Ontology annotation, biological process: regulation of transcription by RNA polymerase II. The transcript has 2 exons. Gene Ontology annotation, cellular component: nucleus. The coding region runs from base 1 to 1221 and encodes 406 amino acids. Gene Ontology annotation, molecular function: DNA-binding transcription factor activity, RNA polymerase II-specific; RNA polymerase II cis-regulatory region sequence-specific DNA binding. The record is from RefSeq and is a predicted model, not a curated record.
AUGGGUAUUGAUUCGACAGCCGCUAAUUCCAACGCGGGAUCUGCCACCGGGAUAGGCUGGUGGACCAUGAUGAACGGGAGCCUAUACGAAGAAAGUCCUCCUCCUGCUCCGACAGUGAGCACGCCUGUUUCCUCUCCAAACUCCGUUAGCAUAACUGUCGUACCGGUAACGGCUACGACGUCCUCCACAUCACCCAGUUCCUCAUCGGUUGCUAGUAAUAACACGGGGCCCUUGCACAUACCUGCCAAACGACUCACAACUUCCUAUGAUUCCGUUGAUCCCGCGAGCGGAGUGAUACGUCACCCCGGAUCCCAACCUUGGAAUUAUUCUCCAGCAGAAAAUUAUUCCGCCACAGCAUUCGAACCUCCUACCGGUCUAAGUCAUCAUCAAUACUCAACCGCAUCAAAUUAUUAUAACCUACCGUCUGAUCCCACUUCGAGGGACAGUAGGAAAUUAAAUUUCUGGCCUCCCGCGGUCACAGCUUCUCCUACAUCCGAUUUUAAAUAUAACUCAUCCGUUUCUGCAACGAAUCCUACUGAUCCGAGCUCCGUUUCCGCGUGUCAUCAAAGUUUCACGGCACAAACCCCUUGGUGUAAUGCAUAUUCCUCAGCCAGUCGACAUCACGUCGAUCAUCAUGGACACCAGAGCGUACCCUACAUACAAGAAGAAUCUAGGAGAGCAGCGGCUGCUGCUGCAAUGGUCGCCGAUGGUUUUCCACACGACAGUUACAGCAGUCUGAGAAGUUAUGGAGCUUCUGAUCCGGUUCCGACAACGCCAUAUCCUCCACCUGGUUCACUCGGAGUUGGAAUGGGACUAGGAGGGACUUGCGGUACGGGUACGAAUCCACUCGAAUGGACGGGUCAAGUAACAGUAAGAAAAAAACGUAAACCCUAUUCAAAAUUUCAAACAUUGGAAUUAGAAAAGGAAUUUUUAUUUAAUUCAUAUGUAUCAAAACAAAAAAGGUGGGAACUCGCAAGGAAUUUAAAUCUCACAGAAAGGCAGGUAAAAAUAUGGUUUCAAAACAGGAGAAUGAAAAAUAAAAAAACUCAUCAACGACAAGCUGCACAACAGCAAAACAACAAUAAUAAUAAUAACAACACUUCAGCGAGCAAUGCCAACCACCACACGACGAGUCACCACCACGGUAGUCACCACGGUCACGCCGUACCCAAUCAUCAUUCUGUUACAAAUGGCGGGGUCACAAUAAAGCAUCAUCAGUGA